Megalobrama amblycephala (Wuchang bream) is the source of this 2241-nucleotide messenger RNA. It is a transcript of the gene snx2, whose product is annotated as sorting nexin 2. Gene Ontology annotation, biological process: early endosome to Golgi transport; intracellular protein transport. The record is from RefSeq and is a predicted model, not a curated record. Gene Ontology annotation, molecular function: phosphatidylinositol binding. The coding region runs from base 126 to 1655 and encodes 509 amino acids. The transcript has 16 exons. Lineage: Eukaryota; Metazoa; Chordata; Actinopteri; Cypriniformes; Xenocyprididae. Gene Ontology annotation, cellular component: endosome membrane; endosome.
UCCUGCGCUGCGAGGGCGGAGCAUGAGCUGCAUGAAGCGCUUCUGUCAUGAGACUCAGUCACAUGACUGGCUUCAGCACACACUCAUUCUGUCGCUGAGACUUUAUUCGCCUGUUAUUGUUGAAGAUGGCGGAGGAAAGAGAGCCUCCACCGCUGUCCGCCGCGUCACACACGGGCUCGACGGAGCCGGAGGACGGAGAGGAUCUGUUCGUCAGCGCCGUGAUGGAGGCCAGUCCAACAUCUCCAGAAGACGUCAGCACCAGCUCGAACGGACCCAAACCAGAGCAGAUCUUCCUGGACGAGGAUCCGGACGACCUCUUCGCCGAAGCGACAGAGGAAGUUUCGCUGGACAGUCCCGAGCGGCAGCCGAUCCUGUCAGACGGACCGUCGCCCGCCAUCACUCCUGUGACGCCCACCGUCAUGAUCGCCCCCCGACUGGACGUGGGCGUGUUCGACCGGUCGCCGGACGAGGAUGAAGAUGAAGAGGAAGGCAGGGACACGUUUGACAUGCAGAUAUCGGUGUCGGACCCGGAGAAAGUUGGUGAUGGCAUGAACGCGUACAUGGUCUAUAAAGUGACGACCAAGACCAGCCUGUCCAUAUUCAACAGAGACGAGGUUUCCGUCAAGAGGCGCUUCAGUGAUUUUCUGGGUUUGCACAGUAAAUUAGCCUCCAAGUACCUGCACAUCGGCUACAUUGUGCCUCCUGCUCCAGAGAAAAGCAUUGUGGGAAUGACGAAGGUCAAAGUGGGAAAGGAGGAUCUGUCGUCGGUGGAGUUUGUAGAGAAAAGAAGAUCUGCUUUGGAAAGGUAUCUGAUGAGGACCGUCAAACACCCGGCGCUGCUCAAAGACCCCGACGUCCUGCAGUUCCUCGAGAGUUCAGAGCUGCCGCGAGCGGUUAGCACACAGGCGCUGAGUGGGGCCGGAAUAUUGAGGAUGGUAAACAAAGCGGCCGACGCUGUCAACAAAAUGACAAUCAAGAUGAAUGAAUCGGAUGCGUGGUUUGAAGAGAAACAGCAGCAGUUCGAGAAUCUCGACGUUCAGCUCCGAAAACUUCACGCGAGCGUCGAAUCUCUGGUGUGUCACAGGAAGGAGCUGUCCGUGAACACGGCGUCGUUUGCGAAAAGCGCGGCCAUGCUGGGAAACUCGGAGGAUCACACGGCGCUGUCGCGAGCUCUGUCUCAGCUGGCCGAGGUGGAGGAGAAGAUCGACCAGCUGCACCAGGAUCAGGUGUACGCCGACUUCUACGUGUUCUCAGAGCUGCUGGGAGAUUACGUGCGGCUCCUGACCGCCGUCAAAGGCGUGUUCGACCAGCGAAUGAAAACGUGGGGCAAAUGGCAGGACGCGCAGAUGAUGCUGCAGAGGAAGAGAGAGGCCGAAGCCAAACUACAGUACGCCAACAAACCCGACAAACUCCAGCAGGCCAAAGACGAGAUCAAGGAGGAGAUCGAGGAGUGGGAAGGUAAAGUGCAGCAGGGUGAAAGAGAUUUUGAGCAGAUCUCAAAAAACAUCCGGCGAGAAGUUGGACGAUUUGAGAAAGACAGAGUGAAGGAUUUCAAAGUCGUCAUCGUUAAAUAUCUGGAGUCACUAGUUCACACACAACAGCAGCUAAUAAAGUAUUGGGAGGCGUUCUUACCUGAAGCCAAAGCGAUCGCAUAAUCGGACGACCCUCGGCUCAUCAUCUUUCUUUAUUCUCCAGUAUGAUCAUGCAAGAAAAGGCUGCACAGACUUAAUUAAACUCUAAUGAUAGCACUACAAUAAUAAAAAAGCAUCUGAAUCUCUUCAUACUUUGUACCUGUUUGGUGUCUGAAGAUCACCGCUGUCGUUUCUUCACUAAGAUGAUCCGGAGGUCAUGCGCUCUUUCAUCGCUGAUAUCGUUCAGAUCAAAGCUCGUUGAUCUCAGAUUGAAUGUGGCAUUAGGCAAUGAUCCGGCAGGGGAAGGCCUUCUGUUUUCUGUUCUCUUUUGUCUCGUAUGUACAGAAUGAAGCAUUAUUCUCUCAAUCAGUAUUUAACAGUAUCAAUAAUAAUCGAUGAGGCUUUGAGCAGCUCGUGCGCUCUGGACUCUGCUACUCGCGUCGACGUAUAUACAUAUGUAUAUUUUUUUAUUUUGCUUUGUAGCCUGAAAUUUUUGAACGUUUCAGUUGAUUCAUUGUUCUAACAGAUUUUUUAAUCACAAGUAUUUUUUACUCUACAUUCCUGUGCAACAAUAUCUGAACCUUAAUAAAGGAAUGAAUCAGUAUCAGAA